Messenger RNA from Talaromyces atroroseus, 2142 nucleotides. RefSeq lists its product as hypothetical. Gene Ontology annotation, biological process: mRNA processing. Gene Ontology annotation, molecular function: RNA binding; metal ion binding. The transcript is spliced from 5 exons. The record is from RefSeq and is a predicted model, not a curated record. Lineage: Eukaryota; Fungi; Ascomycota; Eurotiomycetes; Eurotiales; Trichocomaceae. Bases 1 to 2142 code for a protein of 713 amino acids. Gene Ontology annotation, cellular component: nucleus.
AUGCAAUUCACGGAAGAAAAGGCUGCGCAGGUGAAGGCCUGGGUGGUCAAGAGAUUGGAGGAUAUCUCUGAUGCUGAUUCCGACGUGUUGGCCGAUUACGUGCUUGCUCUAAUUCAAUCCGAUGCCCCAGAUGACGAGAUACGCCAAGCGUCUAUCGAGAAUUUAGAGGACUUUUUGAAAGAGAACACUGUUCGAUUUGUUGACGAGAUCUUCGCGAAAUAUGCACCAAAAACGCAACCCUCUGCUCCCUCCGUUCCCCAGCAAGCUCAAACUCAACCACCUCCGAUCGUUCACUCUGCGACUCCAUUUCAACAGCCUGGAACUUUGAAUCCACAAGCCCCAAGUUUCGUGCAACAGACCUCUCCUCAAAAUGCCUGGGGAAAUUCUCAAAACUCACGCAAGCGUACUUUCAACGAAGGGUUUCAGCAAGAUAAUCCUCAGGGCGAUGCGCAACGAGGCGGCAGGUCAUUUAAGACUCCUCGUACUCGCCGUGGCGGUGGUCGUGGCGAUCGGAUGAAUGGUAGAGGCAGGGACAUGGCUCCUAAUCAGUUUCCGCAAAAUAUGCCGGGAUUCCCAGCGAUGCCACAGGCUUUUCCUGGAUUUGAUCAGAAUGAUCCGAUGGCUGCAAUGAUGGCCCUUCAGAGUAUGGGAUUCCCUCCAAUGCCAGGUAUCCCUCCAAUGCCAGUGCCUGGCCAGCAAGGUGACGACCAAGCAAAGUCGAACGAGCCUUGCCCAUUUUAUGAAAGUAAUGGUAUUUGUUAUAUGGGAGCUGCGUGCCCGUAUAAGCACGGCCAAGGUCCCGUUGUUGUUCCUUCUGGAAGUGAUGAGUACGACCCCACGAAUUCCAGCAUUUACGAUGUACAGGGAGGUAAAGAGGCGAUGAGGGGAUCAGAUCGAGGACGUGGUCGCGGCCGCGGCCGUGGUGACCGUGGCGGACCUUCGUCAAGAGGCCGCGGCGGGCGCUCUGAGUUCUCGCAUGUCGGACCUAGUGACGACAAGACGAACACGACAAUUGUCGUUGAGAAUAUUCCAGAAGACAAAUAUCAAGACCAGGUGAUUCGCGAGUACUUUUCGGAAUUCGGCAAUAUUGCUGAAAUCAACAUGCAAGGGUUCAAGAAGAAUCUUGCCGUUAUCAAAUUCGAAAACCACGAUUCCGCCCACCGGGCAUGGUCUAGCCCUAAGGCUAUAUUUGACAAUCGCUUUGUCAAGGUAUACUGGCACAAGAUCCAACAUAAACCCGAUGCCAGUGGUCACCCUGCAGCAGCAGAGCAGGACACGCCUAUGUUUGACAAGGAGGAAUUCGAGAAACAACAAGCCGAGGCACAAAAGUUGCACGAGGAGAGGAUGCAGAAGCGCAAAGAAGCAGAAGAAGCACGCCUUGCACUGGACAAGCAGCGCGAGGAGCUCAUGAGGAAGCAGCAGGAAGAGAAAGCCAAGCUGCUAAAACGACUGGGCGAUAGCUCAGCGCAAGAAGCUGGCCUUGAUACGAAUGGUUCUGCAAUGGCUGGGGACGAUGGGACUAGCGAACAGACUAAGUCUUUACGUGCCCAGCUUGCAGCGUUAGAGGCUGAGGCCAAGAGUUUGGGGAUCGACCCAGAUAACAGCAGCCAGUCUUUCAGAGGGCGCGGUCGCGGACUUGGCGGAUACCGUGGACGAGGCCGCGGCUUUGAUCCCUCUUUCCGAGGCUCAUUCAGGGGCACUUAUCGUGGCCGUGGCGCGCCUCGCGGUAGCGGACGCGGCGGAGUUCUGCGUUUAGACAAUCGGCCAAAACGCGUUGCCAUCUCUGGCGUGGAUUUCAAUUCCGAAAAGGACGAGGCUUUGCGGCAAUAUCUCAUUGGUGUUGGUGAAUACGAAUCCAUUGAACCCAAUCCCGAUCGACCUGAUUCCUUGAUUGUCGCAUUCAAGGAGCGUUACCUCGCUGAGAAGCUCAUGUUCGGACCGGCUGAGAUUCCGUCUGUAGGAAAAGUUGAACUUUCAUGGGUGGCCAAUACUCCAAUCACUAGUGCUGUUAUGCCUACCGAGGGACAGAGCGAGGAUACCACAAUGGAGAACGCCGGCAGUGCCAAUGGUCAAGAGCAUGCUAUGGGCGAGGUAGAUUAUGAUGUCGCAGAUGACGAAGACAGUUGGGGAAUUGGACUAUAA